AUGUGUAAUCGGUUGGGCAAAGUGGUAGACGUCUUUAUAUCCAAUAAGAAAUCUCAGUUGGGAAAACGUUUUGGUUUUGUACGAUUUAUGGAUGUGACUGAUACUGAUCGUAUGAUUAGAGAAUUAUGUAAUAUUUGGUUUGGGUAUCAUAAAUUAUUUGCUGCUGUGCCAAGGUUGUCAAAAAAAUCUAAGUCUCAUGCACCCCAUGCAACAGAAGGAAAUUCGAGGGUAAACGAGAACUCUGUUGGCAAUUCAGUUACCUAUGCGAAUGUUGUGAAAGGAGUAGGCGGUAAAUUUAUCCCAAACAAAAAGGAUGAGGUUAUUCAGGUCUCUGCAGGGGAUUUUAUUGUGGAAAAAACAAAUCGAGCUUGCCUCAUUAAGGGUAGGGACUUUCUAACGUUGCCUAAUCUUCAAAUGUUAUGUUAUGAUGAAGGAUUUGAGGAUUUUGACAUUUGGUAUGUUGGUGGAUUAUGGGUAAUGUUGGAGUUUAAACAUAAAGAUGCAUGCAAGAAAUUUCUUGCAAGUGAUGCUAUGGAUCAUUGGAUAGAUGAGAAACGACCAUGGGACAGAAAUUUUGUACCUUUAGAACGAUUAAUUUGGGUUGAUGUCGAAGGUUUACCUCUACGGGCCUGGAGUAAACAAGCUUUCAAAAACAUCUUGGCUAAGUGGGGAAACAUAUUACAUCUAGAUGAUGAUUUGGGAGAAAAUGUUUAUAAAAAAAGAAUUUGUAUUUUAUCCUCAUUCCAAGAGAUUAUUUCUCAGGUUAUCAAAGUUAGUAUUGAUGGCCAAUAUUUUUGGGUUAGAAUAAAGCAAGCACGUGGGUGGACCCCAUCAUUUACAUGGGAGGAUAAAAAGGCUAGCAGUGAAAACUCCAAUGAGAAUUGUAAUGCAUUGGAAGAUUUGGUUGAUAAUAUACAUAGUGAUAACGAAGAGGGGUCCCUUGACCCAUUUGGGAUUUAUGAAACACUAGAAAAAAUGAAGGGGGAUGAAAGACAUGGAAGAGAAUUCAAUACAGGGGCUAAUUAUGAAGAGAUAAAGGUUAAUGAUAGCAACAAAGAUUGUGAGUCCUCUGAUCACAUGCAUGAGGAGGAAGUCAGCAGUGCUGCUGAUCGCCACCAGCAGAUGAAAGAUGAUCAGUUUCCACAACAGUACCCGACGGUUACUGUUCCGGCUGCAGUAGGUAAUCAGGCUAAAGGAAAUAAUCUAGCAGUAGUUAGGGAAAGCGAUCCAGCAGUAGCUCCAACACCAUCCUCUGCCUCAGCUAUGGAGUCUCAUUUUUACGACCAUAAUCAGGAGGGGAAGGCUUCGCGUACCAAGGCUCCAAUUGGUUUUUCGGGAGGAUUUGGACGGGUUUCGGGUGUUGCUGACUCUGAAGAUGAUUUAACUCACCCUCCAGGCUUUUCAAAAUGCAAUAGCUUUGGGGCAGGUUCGGAUAAUUCGAUUAAUAAAGGGUCAUUCUUAACUGAAAUUCACAAAACAUUGGAGAUGGGAAAGGAUAUGGGAUACAAUUUGGAGGGAUGUUAUGACAGAGUAAAAGAAAUCGUUGAAGGUACCGCAGAAAAAAUGAUGUUGAGAUGA
Messenger RNA from Lactuca saligna, 1578 nucleotides. Lineage: Eukaryota; Viridiplantae; Streptophyta; Magnoliopsida; Asterales; Asteraceae. The record is from the annotation of a GenBank genome assembly.